Messenger RNA from Aedes albopictus (Asian tiger mosquito), 2679 nucleotides. RefSeq lists its product as uncharacterized. The transcript has 6 exons. The record is from RefSeq and is a predicted model, not a curated record. The coding region runs from base 319 to 1893 and encodes 524 amino acids. Lineage: Eukaryota; Metazoa; Arthropoda; Insecta; Diptera; Culicidae.
AAAGAAUUUUCACCUAUUCAAAACGAUAAAAUUGUGUGUUACGUUGAUAAAAUUAUCAUUUUUGUUAGUAUUCAACAAUUCGACUUGAAACAAUAAUAUAUUUCGUUGAAACAAAUCAAAAAUCUAGUUUAUUAUUUUUGCCAAAUCAAUAACCGGCGAAAUUGUUGAUUCAACAAAAAUAUGCGUCACUUCAAUUUGUGUGAUGAAUUUAAAUCAGUGUUCAUGUUUUUUUGUUUUAAAUUAUAAGUUUUUUCCAGGGUAUGAAGUGAGAAACCAAAACCGCCAUUUUGUUUCGAACUGUAAAACGUGAAAGUGAAGAUGGCUGUAUCUGAGCAAGAUAUAAUCGAAGAAUUAGACGUGGAAAAAGUUUCAGUCGAAGAAAAUCAGGUGAUAGAAUUGUUAAAUACAUUUGGUGUAUCGGAGACUACAAUCGAAACGUUUCUCGUCAACUCGUACACCGUUGAAACUUUGAGAAUAAUUCAACGUAAGGAAAUUGAGGAACUGAUUCCUCCUCCUUCCCUCGCAGAGCGAACGAAGUUUAUUCACGAAUUUGAUAAUUGGAGGGUUGCCCAGGGACUGCCGAAGCUUGUCGAUAUUUCAUCAGUUUUAGCUACUACGCAAGGUCCUUGUGCCAGUACCAUCUUACAGGAUUCGAAGCCCAUUACACGUGAAUCAUGCACCGCUGCUUUUUUGCUCAACAGUUCUUCGAAAGGGCAAGCCAUAAUCAAUAAGUACAACCAAGCGCCGUUUCUUUCGAGAUCAGACAAAAAAAGCGUCACGCAAAUUGUCGUCGACGAGUUUAAAAACAGAUUUUCGAAGCUGACGUCGUCGGAGUUGCUGGACAGAGCUAAAGAACUGAAGCAGAUAUUCCCGAACGAACCACAGGAAACCUGGUAUCAACCGACAUUUGCAACGGAUAGCUCAGGAAAAAGGAAACGGAUCAACAAGCAAGCAAAGGGUCGUUUGUAUGACAGAAACGUCAAUUACAAAGAAGUACAACAGUGCUCGCAACAGGAAUCAAACGAAGCGUCUACUUCAGUUCAAAGUUCGGUCGACAACUCCAGUGCGGAUGUUUCUGAAUAUCAUCAAGUGAAAGCCUGGCUUGCCCAUAACCAAGACGAGUGGGAAGAGCUUAGAAUCAGGUGGAAGCGGUCUAGCCCCUGGCGGCUCUUAGAAGUAUCUAAGAUUUCGAACCGGACGUGUGCUGCUAUACUGGCGGAGUACCCGACACUCAGAAACCACCGAGGGUAUCAACUGAUACAAAUCGAUUUCUCACAGAAGUUCCCGGGCAAAGACGAAGUUCUUUUCGAUAGAUGGAUAGGAUUCACAGCGGCCAUCCAGCAAAUUUUUCGACUUGAAGUGGCUGACGCAGCUGGAAAAACUCUUCUGACAAGCUUGGAUGCAGCAGACAUUUCUGAAGAUGCUCGUAACUUCGUGAUUACCACCCUGUUGGCUCAUAUCCUGCCUCGGGCACAUAUCAAGUGCGCCGGUAAGAAACGUUGGAAACCAUCUUACAGUGAAGCAGAAGAAGGUGUAGUUAUACACGUGAAGCAACUUGCAGAUCUUGAAUCUUGUCUCGCGAGGCUUUUCAAGGGGUUCAGAGACCGAGGCAUUUCUUCUGCACCAUUCAUAAUAGUACACGGCGAGGAUUGGAAGAACCCUACAAGCUUCACUGUAUGGAACAACGUUGUCUCGUAUAAGCUGCUAAGCUUUCUGAAAGCGCUGGACAUAUGUAUCAAGAUCUACAGAACAUAUGACAUCGAGUACCCGCAGCAGUCAGCCGCAAUUUGGAGGUUGCUAUCAUCGUAUCUAUUCGAUACAGGAGAAGCUGAGAAAGAUCCCGCUGUACAAUCGCUGCAUUCCGCUAUUCGUUUAAAACAACAGUCAAAAUGAUGCGUUGCAUUGUAAAAGGCUGUGCGUGGGAGACUAACUCGAUACACCGCCUUUACGAGCAUCUGAGUAGAAUGCAUAGUUCGAUUUCAACAUACGUUUGCAACUUUAAGGGAUGUUUACGAAACUACAGCGUAAGAGCGUCAUUUUUUCGACAUUUUAAGAAGCACUAUGAAGAGGCUGCAUGGAGAGAUGUGAAUACCGAACCGUAGAAUAUAACAUCAAACGAAUUUCCACAAUGCUCGUCCGAAAAUAUAACAUUAAUCGAAGAAAACAGACUAUGUGACAAUGAAAUGCGAAACAUCGAUGGAGAUGUCGGUUUAAAUCAUAAACAACAAGAAGAAAAACCUGAAAUUAUUGAUUUAGAAAAGCUUUCCGAUCGAAUGAAAAAUCUAAAUAUAAAUUUCAACUUGAAAUGGUUAAGUAUGGAUACAAUGCCACGUAAAACGGUUUUUGAUAUACAGAGAGAUAUACGGACAUUCGUUUUCGAACCAUUCAAAGAAGCUAUUGUCAAUAUGGAAACGGUAGGCUUGAUUUCUAACGAAAGUGGCACUAUAUUCAGGAAUAUGUUUGAAAUCUUCAAUGAAGUAGAAACCGAAUACAAACUGAUUCAAGAUUUGAAAGCAAACGACUUGUACCACGAUCCACGGGAGUUCAUACUAAGCAACGAAUUGCGUGCCGGCGUUGUGAAUAAUGAACAGCUACUGAUUAAUGACCAAAUUAGCGGUAAUUCUUUCUACUAUAUUUGUAAUCAAAGCGGUAAUGAUUAUCUAUAAAAUGAAUGCAUAA